GAGAGAGAGAAAAAGAAACGUUAGAGGUAAGAACGUGGUCAACGGUCUGUUGUUGGCCGUCUCUGCGGGAUCUGUCUUACGUGCCGCGUAUUUUCACUCCUCUGGAAGCCACACUGUAAAACACGAUAACAGUUGUGCACCCACUUAGGUGUGUUUACAGCACAACAUCGCCUUUUUGGUUGUUUGUCCGAGCCGCGCACGGGGCGGUGGUUAAACCCACGAAGACGGUUGCACGUAUUUCUAGCUCGUAUGUAUCGCAUCUCUUGCGCCGCGCCGACGGGCUCGCCGGGUGCGUCGCACCUCGUGCAAACUGCGGCGUCGUGCCGCAUGUUUGCGACGUCGUCUGCGCUGCUUCAGCUGCAGCACAAGGACCGCAUUUACGGCUCCCACGGCGCCGGUCUCGUGAAGCACGAGUCGAUGGCCACCAAAGACUUGCGCAACACGUUUGCGCGCAACGUCGUAAACGCCGCCCCAGCGGCCGAUCUCUUCCGCAGCAAAGUGCACGAAGGCCUCGGCACCAGUGAUAAAGAUCCGUACUCGCGUACGCUGCCGAACCAGGAGUCGCGUGCGCCAGAGAGCUCCGUACUGCGCUCCGCCGCGGUCAGCGCCCCGUCGUUGGAGGAGCGGCUGCGCCUGGACAGGAAAUGGGGCACGCUGCAGUACUGGUUGGGCGACCAGUACCCCCGGCUGCCCGUUUUCGUGGAGCAGCUCCUCGUCACGGACGCCCCGCCGGUAUCGCCGGCGGCAGAUCGCAUGGUGCAGAGCUUUGCCGCAGAGGUCAUCCCCAGGUUAGCAAGCGACGCCGCUGCUCCAAACGCACAGCAGAAGCUGGAAGAGACGUGGACGCGCGCCGUGCAGGCGUAUGGCAAGCUGAACACGACGCACGUAUUCAAUAAGGACGCCUUUCUGCGAGAGUUGGCGGCGCUGCACGCGAGUUGUGUGGCGGAGAUGACGGCGCUGACACCGCGCGAGGAUGGUGCCCUCGCCCUGGAGGUGCUGCGCCGCAAGGCGGUCGAGAAGCGCAAUGCCUUUCUCAAAGAAGACGUGCUGCCGCUCGUGAAAAACAGUCCGUACCUCGGCUACGGUGACGCCGUGUGGCGCAUCUUCUUCGACAGCGUCAACGCGCACAGGGCGGAGCUCUUUUCUUCGACCGUUUCCCCCGGUCACGCCACGCUGGGGUUUGCUUGGGAUGCCCUCAUGAUGGAGGAUGCGGUGCGCACGCCGGCCAUGACGGCGCCCGUCGCCUUGUACCUGCUGCUAGCUGCGAUUUCAGAGAGCCACACGCGGGCGCCGCCGGAGCUGCGCGGUGCGUCGGCGCACUUAGAUGACGGCGUUGGCGGCGAUGACGUGCAGCGGCUUCCGGCCGACUCCAUGCGUCUAGUCAGUCCCGUGGCAAAGCGUACCUUUGCGGAGAAGGCGGUACGGGCGUUGCUGGAUCAGGCACAGGACUGCGGACGUCUGGCGAAGGCACUGCGGGCGGAGGGGCUCUACGACUGGGCACGCGAGGCGGCGCUGUGCGAGGCGAUGUUGGAUGACCAGCAGCUCCUGCAGGCGGACGUGGUAGACGCUGUGGAACGCUUCGACAGCACGGCAGAGGUGAAGUCGCUGCUGCACUCCCUCCUGAGCGGCCUCGACGACGCGGCCAAGGCGCACGUCCGACAUGUCUUUCAACUCACGGACGGCCGCAACGCCGGUAGGAAUCAGCCGUUGAUUGAUUGGGAUGCGGCGAUGGCCGCCGUCGACUGGACUACGCGGUGGCGCCAACACGCACGCGCGCUGCUGAGCGAUCCCGCCACCCUCGCCGCGACUCAGAAAAUCCUGAAGAAUGCGGUGGGUGCCAAGGGGGCGACGAAGCGGCUCUUCACGCAGGAGUACGCCGAUGAGCUGCAGGGUGUGCUGAACCGCCGCAGCGACCGCGCCACGGUGCGUAACGCCAAGGUGGGGCAGUUGGUGCGCCACCUCACCUCCUAUCAGCAGGUGGAUCGCACGCUGGGGGUGCUGCGCAAGGCGGGCGUGUCGCUGGACGAACUGGAGUCGGCGGCGACGGCCGUGGAGCGCCAACAACUCGUACGACGCCCACAGGUGGACAGCGGGGUGCUCGACUUACUCCUAGAUGCCAUUAGGCAGCGUCACCCGUCGUGGGGGUCGAGCGGGGUGCUGCUCCCCGCUGCUCCUGCCGUGGCGCAGGCCAACCCUGCGCUGUGGUACGUGGAGUGCAUGGCGCGCAUGUACAUCCGUCUGUGUUACGUCCCGCAGGCGGCGGCGGCCAGCAUGGCGCAGCGCACGCGCCGUCGCAUUGGCGCCGUCGGGCUCGCAACGACGCAGUUCAACGUGCCGGCGGAGAUGGGUGUGGUGGAGCAGUACGACAACCUGCAGUACAAGCGCUACGAUUGGCAGGGCUGGUACCAGCGCAUGGUGGACGUGCACAACCGCAACGUGUCGAUCCGCUGCCGCCUUGACGAGUUGAAGCGGCUCGACGCCUACGGCAACCCGUUUGUGGAGCUGCAAACGGAGCGGCGCCUGCGCAUUCUCGCGGGGGAUCGCGUCGGCAUGGGGGUGCUGAAGCUGGACAGCGACAAGUACGAGGACCAAUCGGACAACAUCACCUACGGCUCGACCAAGGUCUCCGAGCUGCUCGCCGACGCCCGCAAGGCACAGCUCGGCCGGGAGUACUGGCCGACAGUAGAGGUGAAGGUGCGGCGGCCGUCUGGGCAGAGCAAGACGUACUACUCCGUUUUGGAUGAUUCUCGUAUCGAGGCGAGGAGCAAGGAGUUGUACGAGAAGUACCGCGAGGCGAAGAAGCGCAGUCUGUUCGUCACACCGAUGGACAUGUGGCUGGAUGUGAAGGGUAUGCAGGUGCGCAAGACAGCCGACACGGCGGACGCGCAGGGCUACACGGUGGACACGUUGCAGGACGCGAUGGACGAACCGGCAAGGAAGGAGUAA
This is a messenger RNA of Leptomonas pyrrhocoris, 2946 nucleotides long. RefSeq names its product mitochondrial edited mRNA stability factor 1 subunit. NCBI's taxonomy places the organism in Eukaryota, Euglenozoa, Kinetoplastea, Trypanosomatida, Trypanosomatidae. The transcript has a single exon. The record is from RefSeq and is a predicted model, not a curated record. Bases 250 to 2946 code for a protein of 898 amino acids.